This is a messenger RNA of Laetiporus sulphureus 93-53, 1180 nucleotides long. RefSeq lists its product as uncharacterized. Bases 16 to 936 code for a protein of 306 amino acids. The transcript is spliced from 2 exons. Lineage: Eukaryota; Fungi; Basidiomycota; Agaricomycetes; Polyporales; Laetiporaceae. The record is from RefSeq and is a predicted model, not a curated record.
CGCCGCCACCACACCAUGUUGACAAGCCACAUCAAACCUCUCUUCCCUCUAGAGUUUCCAGAUGGCUAUCCGCUGCAAUGUUCUUCUGUUGGGAAGCCUUCUUCUGCUUUGCGCAGAAAGUUUUGGUUCUAUGUCCACGAGUGGCUGUUGAAGCCACUUUCAGGCUGGUACGUUCGUCUUUGUGGCGUUCCUGCGGAGCCCGCCAUAUACCCACUUCCUUUCGGCCUCAUCCUCAAGAGUCACCAUCGCGUUCGUGAGCAGGAGGGCCUUGCCAUGAACCUCGCACGCGCUAUGGGUGUUCCUGCUCCCAGGUUUCUCUCAUUCGGCUCUAUUGACGAUCCCAGUGUCUUCCCGUCCCUACUCAUGACCCGAGUCCCUGGAAUGGAGCUGGAAUAUCUGACCGACGACCAAGUUGACUUUGACGUGCUGAAAGAUGACCUAAUCAAGAUCCUUACCUCCAUGCGCAGCUUCGCUAGCCCAUGGGGCGACGCCGUCUGUGGCGUAGAUGGCGGACCUCUCACUGGACCUCUCAUGCCCGCAUCGCCGCUCCCUCCUUCAGCGAAUGAAGCAGGGUUUCAGCAGGCUAUCAGGGAUGUAGCAGCCAUGACCUUUACUAGCAAAGAGCAAAUCUUCCAGCGUGCCGUCGUUGCCACCGAACGGUUUUUCUCCCUCCCUACUCAUGCUAUCGUCUUCACCCACGGUGAUCUUAAUCGCCACAACAUCAUGGUCGGCGUCGAUGGUCACAUCUCCGGUAUCAUUGAUUGGGAGGCGGCUGGCUGGCUUCCAGAUUACUGGGAGGUCAGCGUGAUAGCCUUCUUGCCAGGUCGUACAUGGGGCCAAUUUAUGCAUAAAAAAGUCACUGCCGGUGUCUACGCGGCGGAAAUCAUGGGUCAUAGUGAGAUGUUCGGCCUCAUCUCGGGUACAUUACGCUGGUGAUGACCGCCAUCUUCUUACUAACGAGCUCAAAGUAACUUUCGUCACUUUGAGUUGGGAUAGUCGUUCAGGUCUUUCAUGUGCGUUCUCUUUUUAUGGACCAGAACUACGGGUGGGCAAACCGAGCUGGAUAUGUUGUUACGCGGUUCCCCGUUGUCACCCUUGGAAGUUACUAGUUGAAUGAUUCAUCAUACGUAUCGGAUAUCCAACGUCGCUAUUCGCACGACAUCGACUACAAGCGCCACAC